AUGAAGGCUGCCUACACCGCCUAUCGAUGCCUCACCAAAGACCUAGAAGGCUGCGCCAUGAACCCGGAGCUGACAAUGGAAAGUCUGGGCACUUUGCACGGGCCGGCCGGCGGCGGCAGCGGUGGGGGCGGCGGCGGGGGCGGCGGGGGCGGCGGCGGGGGCCCCGGCCAUGAGCAGGAGCUGCUGGCCAGCCCCAGCCCCCACCACGCGGGUCGCGGCGCCGCCGGCUCGCUGCGGGGCCCGCCGCCGCCACCAACCGCGCACCAGGAGCUGGGGACCGCAGCGGCGGCGGCGGCGGCGGCGUCGCGCUCGGCCAUGGUCACCAGCAUGGCCUCGAUCCUGGACGGCAGCGACUACCGGCCCGAGCUCUCCAUUCCGCUGCACCACGCCAUGAGCAUGUCCUGCGACUCAUCACCGCCGGGCAUGGGCAUGAGCAAUACCUACACCACGCUGACGCCGCUGCAGCCGCUGCCGCCCAUCUCCACAGUGUCGGACAAGUUCCACCACCCGCACCCGCACCACCAUCCGCACCACCACCACCACCACCACCACCAGCGCCUGUCGGGCAACGUCAGCGGCAGCUUCACCCUAAUGCGCGACGAGCGCGGGCUCCCGGCCAUGAACAACCUCUACAGUCCCUACAAGGAGAUGCCCGGCAUGGGCCAGAGCCUGUCCCCGCUGGCCGCUACGCCGCUGGGCAACGGGCUGGGAGGCCUGCACAACGCGCAGCAGAGCCUUCCCAACUAUGGGCCGCCAGGUCACGACAAAAUGCUCAGCCCCAACUUCGAGGCUCACCACACUGCCAUGCUCACCCGCGGCGAGCAACACCUGUCCCGCGGCCUGGGUACCCCGCCCGCGGCCAUGAUGUCGCACCUCAACGGCCUGCACCACCCGGGCCACGCUCAGUCCCACGGGCCAGUGCUGGCGCCCAGCCGCGAGCGGCCGCCCUCGUCCUCGUCCGGCUCGCAGGUGGCCACGUCGGGCCAGCUGGAAGAGAUCAACACCAAGGAGGUGGCCCAGCGCAUCACCGCCGAGCUGAAGCGCUACAGCAUCCCGCAGGCCAUCUUCGCGCAGAGGGUGCUGUGCCGGUCUCAGGGGACUCUCUCCGACCUGCUCCGGAACCCCAAACCGUGGAGUAAACUCAAAUCUGGCAGGGAGACCUUUCGCAGGAUGUGGAAGUGGCUGCAGGAGCCCGAGUUCCAGCGCAUGUCCGCCUUACGCCUGGCAGCGUGCAAACGCAAAGAGCAAGAACCAAACAAAGACAGGAACAAUUCUCAGAAGAAAUCCCGCUUGGUUUUCACCGACCUCCAACGCCGAACCCUCUUUGCCAUCUUCAAGGAGAACAAGCGCCCAUCCAAAGAGAUGCAGAUCACCAUUUCCCAGCAGCUGGGCCUGGAGCUCACUACCGUCAGCAACUUCUUCAUGAACGCCCGGCGCCGCAGCCUGGAGAAGUGGCAAGACGACCUGAGCACAGGGGGCUCCUCAUCCACCUCCAGCACUUGUACCAAAGCGUGAUGGAAGGACUCUUGUUGGGCACAACCCACCUCCAAGUGAGGACAACAGAUACCAAAAGAAAACACAAAGGAAAGAAACACUGGAUUCUUAGCUGGGGCCCUUCACUGGUGAUUUGAAAGCACAAUUCUCUUGAAAAGAAACUUCUAUUCUAGCUGUAAUCAUAGGCCAGGUGUUCUUUUUUGUUUUUAAUGGCUAUGGACUCCAAGUGCAAGCUGAAAAGUAAUCUCUUUGAACCAGACAAUGUCCUCUGAUCAUGCUAAGCAUCCCAGAAAUCCAAAUGGGGCCUUUCUGUAGGGAGUUAAUUCCGGUAUGGUGUCAGCCAAGCUCAGGAUUGCUUAAAAUGGCAACAGUCCCACUUUGAGUCCUGUCAACCUCUCGCCGUCAGAAUUCCCAUGAGUCAUGUGGGCAUUUGACUGAUGUAUGGACUCUGAGUUUGGGCUCCCAAGAUGGUACAAUAAGAGAAGAAUCUAGCAACAAGAAUGACCUCAUUUGCUUUCCAAGUGCUUAGCACCAUCAUACCACAGUACACCAACGUUCACAGCCAUAACAUUAAAAAAAAGAUCAAAAUGAUAAUUACUGAGCACAAAUUUUAAACAUGGAAGUUAAAAAAAAAAAAAAAAAAUCCAAGGACCUGUUUUUCCAACACAGGCAUCUUUUCAUUGAAUGGUUUAGAGAGCUUUUAGGUUGAUCCGGUUUACAAUUUUCUUUUCCUUACCUCCUGGAAAUCUCAUGUGGUCUUGGAUCCGUCAAAAAAACAAAUCAGUUCACUUGAGCUCAAAGUAUCAAGCACAAGGAAGACAAACAGAGACGCGAGAACGAUUCUGGGUUCACCGCAUCUGGAUUUUCAAGACGCCGAUUGUGAAGUCAUUAUGGAAUUGUUAGGAAUAUGGCUUCAAGCACAUUUUGCAGUUUGCUACAAAUUCUGUGUUUGUACAUAAUGCAGACACACACUCAGGAGGCCAAUUUAACUGUUACGGUACAUGGAGCAAAUGCAGCAUUUUAAAAGAUCUAGAUUUUUUUAGAUCAUUAUGUAUCCUCAGUUAUUAGUCAUCUGGUCCCUCCUAUUGUGCAUAUGACCGCCACCAUGUGACUCAUUCCCACUCUUUCAGAUUUAGGUUGUCCCCUCAUCCAUCCCCUUGGUAGGGAUGUUUUCAGUGUUUUCUAGCAAGAAAAAGAGAAAAAAAACCAAGCCACCAUACACGUUACUCAUACCUGUCAUCUAGUCCUCAGUCUCGUCCAUUGUUGAAGCAUCCCUGCAAAACCGCUCAAUAAAUCUGGAGAAAACACAGCACACCAAAGAAGCAGAAUACUGCGUACCAAAGACACUUAUUACUUGCCAUUUUCUAGCCUAAAAAUACUGUGAUUACUUUUAGAAAUCAGAAAACCUCUGCAACUCCGAACGGCAU
Messenger RNA from Loxodonta africana (African savanna elephant), 2921 nucleotides. RefSeq names its product one cut homeobox 2 (gene ONECUT2). The record is from RefSeq and is a predicted model, not a curated record. The coding region runs from base 1 to 1515 and encodes 504 amino acids. Gene Ontology annotation, molecular function: DNA-binding transcription factor activity, RNA polymerase II-specific; RNA polymerase II cis-regulatory region sequence-specific DNA binding. NCBI's taxonomy places the organism in Eukaryota, Metazoa, Chordata, Mammalia, Proboscidea, Elephantidae. The transcript has 2 exons. Gene Ontology annotation, biological process: regulation of transcription by RNA polymerase II. Gene Ontology annotation, cellular component: nucleus.